CUACACUACACGUAACACGAUUGCUAGUAUCAGAAUGAACCCGUGCGAGCUACCGCCGUGCCCGCCAUGCCCGCCGCCGCCGUACCCGCCGUGCCCGCAGGUGUGCGGGCCGCCGCCGCAGCCCCCGCUGCCGCCGUGCCGGCCCAAGCCCACCAUGCGCGGCCUGCACUGGGCUCAGACUAAGCGCAAGAUAUUCCAGGCCUUAGUGCUGAGUGCUAUAGCUGGGACACUGGUCUACACACUUGUUGGUUUGAAACGGAGAGAGGCCUACAGGGACUUCUAUGAGUAAGUUAAGAAUUCCUCACACAUAAUAGUAAAACAAUUAACCAGCUUGGUGAAUACGGGGAUGGCAUAUGCAUAAGAAAAACUUAUAGCAUGGUAAAAAAUUAAAAUGUAUUGUAAAUAUUGUAAUGGACUUGUGGGCUGAUUUUGACAAAACUAGUGAUGACUUGCAAUUAUUUUAAUUAUAUAUCAAUAAAUAUUGAGAAUUCCUUAACAUGGAGAUAUGACAGGUGAU
Molecule: messenger RNA, 517 nt
Organism: Trichoplusia ni (cabbage looper)
Lineage: Eukaryota; Metazoa; Arthropoda; Insecta; Lepidoptera; Noctuidae
Product: acrosin-like
Exons: 1
Coding region: 35-289 (84 amino acids)
Source: RefSeq, a predicted model, not a curated record